This is a messenger RNA of Durusdinium trenchii, 2630 nucleotides long. Lineage: Eukaryota; Dinophyceae; Suessiales; Symbiodiniaceae. The record is from the annotation of a GenBank genome assembly.
GCUAGGGUUUCAUCCUGCAGCAGCGUCCUUUGCCUGUCCAUUCAACAGGUGAAACAGGGCGCGUGGAACGCUGGGUGCCCUCACCCAUUCACUUGCCGCAUGACCUGCGCAUGCCACCUCACCUUGCUGUCAUCCCUGGACCGGUGCCUGUGGACGGCACCACGGUGGUGCUAGGCGCAGAGAGGUUGGCUGUCGAUCGCAUCUACCGGGACUCCGCAAGCUUCACUGCGGACUCGUUGGUUGCAAGCGCACGGGAAGGCAUCAGUCAUGGCCUGAUUCUCUUGGGCCCCAAACAGAAGAGUUGCAAGCUCCAAACCAGCGAAGCACUUGAUGGACACCUUUUGCAGUCGAUGGCGGAUGCUUUGGUCACAGAGGAUCUCCAAGUGUGGCUCAGUGCGGUAGAGAUUCUGGACGAUCAGAUCCUGGACUUGCUAGCGACAGGGGCACCCUCUGACUGGAAGGAGGCUCCCAUGCUGGUGGCACAUCCCUCCUUGGGCACGCAGCUGCUUGGAGCUGUCGAGGCCCCUCUUCGGGAGCCUUCAGAUCUUAGGGAGUUGAUGUCCUUCAUCCUGAAGCGUCGCUGUUUGACCCAGACCUGCCUCCAUGGCAGCCGCAGUCAUCCCAUCUACCUGCUUCGCACGGAGAUCCGGUCCGAACUCUCGGUGCACCUGGCCCUUUUCGACCUGCGAGGGCCGGUUCAGGGCCCCUCGGACUUCACGGCACUGGAACACCUCAUCGAUCUGGGUGCUCCAGAGUCGAUGUUUCGCGCUUCCUUGUUGACCACCGCCUUGAAGGACUCCAUCGUGGGCUCGUGGCAUUCAACCAUACUUGCAACCUUGGAGCCCGAGGUGGCUGACUGCACCAAACAACUGCGCUUGCUGUCGAAAUGGGCUAGGCUGCCGUUUGCGUCUCCUCGCCGGGCGAGCGCGCGAGUGGCCCAACUGGCCGAACUUCGGGAGGAGGUGCGAGAACUCCAAGCUCAACACGCGAUGGACGAUGCGAGGGCCACCAUUCUGGCGGAUCGUAGCGCAAUGAUCUUGGAGUUCUCCAAGGCACACGAUCCGCCAAAGGAGUGGAAGAAGCUGAGAAGAGAAAGGGACAAGACUUUGGAUUGGUGUGGUUUGCCGACCUCCGACGCAGAAGAGGCCUUGGACCUGAUGACGCCUUAUUUGCUCAACAUGUCCGACGAUCCCGCCCUGUGUGGCCGCUUGAUGUAUCUCUUGCCAAAGGGUGAGCGAACCUGCAUUGGGAGCGAUCCAGACAACUCCGUCGUUGUGGAUGGUCUUGGCAUUCUGCCGAAUCUUUGCAGCAUUGUCAACGUGGAUGACUUCAAGCUCACCCUUUCUCGGCCAGAUUUCGCUCGACGCCACGUCCUCAUCAACGGCAAGACGAUGGCCAAAGAGAGCAUGGUCUUGUCACACCAUGACCGGAUUUGCUUGGGUCGUGCCCAGAUCUUUCGACUGCAGAUUCCCCACAUGGGCGUGGAAACCAUUCAGGAGGAGGAGGAGACUUUGGCGCGCAUGCAGAGAUUGGAAUGCCUCCUACCGGAGGAGUUGACUGGCUUUUUGCCGUCUCUUCCACGGCAAAGCUUUGACACCACCUUUGAGAAUCUCCAACACCUCUUGGACCACUCAGAUGCAUUGAGAAACUUGCAGUACUACAUCAAAGAUCUUCUCCCACGACUACCGGCUGCAAGUGCAUUGGCUUAUUUUGAAGCAUUGAGGAAGGUGUGCUACUGCGUGGACGAAGCCAACAUGAUCACCCGCGAGGUCCGCCCAGAUGACCAUUUGCACCUGGAAGUGGAGCUCGUUUGGGACAUUUUCCGCCCACCUGAGGAGGCCAUUUUGAUACGCUUGAUGAGAUACUGUAAAAGUGAUGAUGGGCCAGCGACUGGACAGGUGGUUCACUAUUGGUCCUACGCGUGUUUUCUGGAGCGACUGGAGCUCAUGCGGGAUGUCCACAGGGUGCACUGCCACGCGCGCAAUGGCUGGGCAGGUGCCAACGAGAUGCUUCAAGACCCUUGGAUGGAGCCCAAUCUCUUCCCGCUCCGCGAUGUGUUGAGCCAUGCUUUGGCACAACGAUCUCUUGCUGAGCUUCAAGCUGUACGACAACAGCCCGUAGAACCUCCAGACUCUGAGCGGAGAGCGGCCGAAGCUGCCCUGCAGGAGCUUCAGGAGAAGACGGAGCAGCUCGAACGCCAGGCCGAGAUCAUUAGCCAGCUCAAAGAACAGAUCAUGGGCGUGGUCUCACUGACGCGGGAGCUCCAAGAGGAGCCCGGAGACACAGUCGACCCGCCGGAGCCUGCAGAGCCCGCGCGGGUUGGCGAGGAGAACUUCACGAUGAGUGUCUCCAGCUCCACCUUCUCUGAUGGGGUCCCGACAGGUGGGCAAGUCGAUGAAGACGUGCGCUCGAGAGGCUUCAGAGUGGAUGCUGGGCGGGGAAAACGCGCGACGGGACGUCAUGGCUGACCUGACCCCUUUGGAUGUGAGGAUUGUUUGAAAAACGUCAGCCGGCAGCUUGUUGUUUUAAAUUCACCGUCACAUGAGUGUAUUUUUGUACUACAAGUGCAACUUAGGAAAGUUGUUUGAAAACAACUGAUUUUCAUACUCUUCAGAAGAAACACCAAAUAU